AUGCUUCCUCAUCAUUCCCUCUCUUUCGCCCUUAUUCUCUUGCUAUCAACCUUUUCAAUUAAUGUCUCUGCAACAAAUAAUAAGCUCCCAAAAGGUUUCAGCAUCGACCUCAUUCAUCGUGACUCGCCAUUAUCACCGUUCUUCAACUCCUCCAUGACCCACUCAGAGCGAGUUCAGAACGCCGUGCUGCUCUCUCUAUCCAGAUCUAAUCGCUUGGGCCAGUCUUCCAUGGCUGAAACAAGCGAGUUAGUAGAAACUGAUAUAUUCCCAAACGAUGCAAGUUAUCUCAUGAAGAUAUCUGUUGGGACUCCACCUGUAGAGAGGUGGGCAAUUGCAGACACAGGAAGUGACCUUAUUUGGAUCCAGUGUUCACCCUUCUUUGAUCCAAAAAGAUCUUCCACUUAUAUGUCUUUGCCAUGUGGUUCAGACCCUUGUAAUUCCCUGCCUCGAUUUAUUAUGCAAGGCCAACAGUAUCCUAGAUGUGGAACAUCAAAUGAGUGUACCUAUUUUUAUGCGUAUGCGGAUAACUCAUACACAACGGGAGAACUGGGCACGGAAUCAGUUAGUUUCGACCAAGUUGCUUCAUUUCCUAAGACGGUGUUUGGGUGUGGACAACCCAAUAGUGGAGGAUUCAGCAUCAACGUAGGACUCGUUGGGCUUGGUCAGGGGGAUUUGUCAUUAAUUUCACAAAUGGGUAACGUGGGUCGCAAAUUCUCCUAUUGCCUGCCUCCUCACAGUGCAAAAACCACAACUAAACUAAGGUUUGGGGAAGAAGCAGCCAUAUCAGGAAAUGGGGUUGUGUCCACUCCUUUGAUCACAAAACCUGGUUACUUGUCUUUGUUUUACUUCCUCAACCUUGAAGGUAUCACCGUUGGACAACAGACAGUGCGGACAGGUCAAAGCAAUGGGAACAUAAUUAUUGAUUCUGGGACGACAUUGACAAUGCUUCCAUCAGGCUUUUAUGAGCAGGUUGAAGCUUUGGUGAAGCAAGCCAUUGGAGCCGACCAAUUCAUAGAACAGAACUAUCCGUACAAAUUGUGUUACAAAAAUGCUAACUCCAUGCAGAAUUUCCCAAAUUUUGAGGUUCAUUUUACAGGAGCCAACCUUUUCUUAAAACCUCAGAACCUUUUCCGUCCCAUAUCCAACGAUGUUAUAUGCUUUGCAAUGCUUCCUGCAGAUGGAAUGCCCUUUUAUGGAAAUGUGGCUCAAAUUGACUUUGAGGCGGAGCAUGAUCUUGAUCAGAAAAAAGUUUCUUUUGCUCCGGUCGAUUGUACUAAACAGUAG
Messenger RNA from Neltuma alba, 1284 nucleotides. Its product is annotated as aspartic proteinase CDR1-like. Gene Ontology annotation, cellular component: extracellular region. The transcript is spliced from 2 exons. The record is from RefSeq and is a predicted model, not a curated record. The coding region runs from base 1 to 1284 and encodes 427 amino acids. Gene Ontology annotation, molecular function: aspartic-type endopeptidase activity. Lineage: Eukaryota; Viridiplantae; Streptophyta; Magnoliopsida; Fabales; Fabaceae. Gene Ontology annotation, biological process: proteolysis.